AAUGCCUCAUCAAUGGCUUGAAGGAAAUUUACCAGUCAGCGCCAAGUGUCUAGUUUGUGACAAACCUUGUGGUAGCGUCUUAAGGCUACAGGAUUGUAAAUGUAUCUGGUGUAAAGCUACUGUUCAUACAAAUUGUAAAGGAAAAUUGGAUAAAGUGUGCAGUAUGGGACCUUGUAGUCGUCUUAUUCUACCACCUACAAAUAUAUCAGCCGUCGAUUUGGAUGAGAUGUGCAAAGCGAGAAGCUCACCGAGAUUGGUAGAACCUCUUCUUGUAUUCGUUAAUUCGAAGAGUGGUGAUAAUCAGGGAGUCAAAAUGUAUAGGAAAUUCAAGCGUAUUUUGAAUCCAGCUCAAGUUUUUGAUUUGAUCCGAUCAGGACCACAUUGCGGCCUAAGACUCUUUCAAGAUCUGCCUCAUUUCCGAAUUCUAGUCUGCGGAGGAGACGGUUCAAUUGGCUGGGUUCUAAGAGAAAUAGAUAAAAAGGAUUUGAUAAACAAGUGUCAAGUCGGUGUUCUACCAUUAGGCACUGGUAAUGAUUUGGCUAGGGUCCUAGGUUGGGGAUCGGCUUUUGAUGAUGAAGCUCAACUAGCUGCCUUUUUAGAGAAAUUAGAUCACGCCCAAAUAAAGAUGCUCGAUCGAUGGAGUAUUCUAACGUACGAGGGUUUAAUGCCUGAUCCGAGAAAAGAUUCCCUAACAGAUGACGCAAUAACUUUGUAUGAAGAUUCCGUCGCAGCUCAUCUGACAAAAAUUGUCCAAUCAGAUAAUCAUAAAACUGUAAUAAUGUCGGCCAAGGUCUUGUGCGCUACGGUCAAGGAUUUUGUGGAAAGGAUAGCUGAAAUUGAGGAAGAGGAAGAAGAGUCCUCUUCAAAGUGUGCUGCGCUUCAAGAGAAACUCGAUUCUUUAUUGAAUACUCUUGAGGCGGAGAGUCGUGAGGUUAAGAGGGAAAAAGAGGACCUUAUGGAGAAAGAGGAAGAAGUAAAGAGAAAAAAACUAAUGAGUAGGGCGAAUAGUCUAAAGAAAGCAGUUCGCGAACUUAUCGAACAUGCCGAAAAACGUGAGCUAUAUUUUCAUUCUAAAAUAAUAGCGGAUAUCUUUGAAAAUAACGGAAUUAAUUGCAAAUUAAACAUUUGCGCUUAGCUCUUCUUUUCUCCUAACCUUCUACUAUCUCUCCCUCGCUACGCGCCCCUGCGCGUGUAUGUAUGAGACUGUGUGUGUGUGUGUGUGUGUGCAUGUACGUAUGCGAACGUGAGAGUAUCUGUAUAAAGCCCAUCUAUCUAUCUCUCUCUCUCUUUAUUCUCAUUUCUUCCCACGCUCUUUUCUCCUUUCAAAAUCUUAUUUAGUGAUGGCAAAUUGGGUAGAUAACUCAUUAAUACCUUAUAUUACUUUAAAAGGAAAGAUUUUAUACAGUAGCGCCAUCUUUGAGUAACGUAAACUAAACCGACUUUGCAAUAGAAAAACAAAAAUAAGCAGUAAGAAUAAUUUAAAUAAUUUAGCAAAUACUAAGAAUCAAGUGCCUAGAUGAUAUCCAGGCAAUUUUCAUCUUGUAUAUAAACAAAUAAUAUCUAAAUGAGACUAUAUUUCACAUAUAAUGGGGA
Molecule: messenger RNA, 1593 nt
Organism: Dimorphilus gyrociliatus
Lineage: Eukaryota; Metazoa; Annelida; Polychaeta; Dinophilidae
Source: the annotation of a GenBank genome assembly